Messenger RNA from Punica granatum (pomegranate), 4653 nucleotides. NCBI's taxonomy places the organism in Eukaryota, Viridiplantae, Streptophyta, Magnoliopsida, Myrtales, Lythraceae. The record is from RefSeq and is a predicted model, not a curated record.
AAGGAAGAAACUUCCAUUACCAGCCCGCACGUAAAGCUCACCAGUCUCCUCUCUCUCUCUCUCUCUCUCUUCCGUAGCAGAGAGAAAAUGGUGGACAGAAGAAACGUCAGCUAGCUCAGCUCAGCUCUGCUCCCGCCAGCUUCCGCAGCCGCCGCCGACAUGUCAUCCCAUCCCCGGCCGCCGGACCCCGGCAGCUGGGACGCGAUGCUCCCGGGCCCUCCGAGCCGCAACAACUUCGGAUCCCUCGACCUGUCCUCCUCCGGCCUCCUGGCCUUUGCCUCUGGCUCCUCCGUAUCCGUCGUCGACUCCCGCUCCCUCCAGCAUAUCUCCACCCUCCCCCUCCCCCCGCCCCCCAACGGGUCGUCCUCGUCUGCCUCUUCCCCAUCCUCCUCCCUCUCCCCCUUCGUCACCGCCGUUCGCUGGGCUCCCAACCCUCUCCCCCACUCCCUCGUCGACGACCUCCCCUCGCCGCUCCUCCUCGCCGCCGGUGACCGCCAUGGCCGCCUCCUCCUCCUCGACUUCCGAUCCCGCACUGUCCUCCUCUCCUUUGACUCCGACUCUACCUCUGCCCCUAGAUCCGGUAUACAGGACCUUUGCUGGAUCCGAUCCCGCCCCACCGACUCCUCUACCUCCCCUUCCCCCUCCCUCCUCCUCGCUGCCAUAUCCGGCCCCUCGCUCCUCUCCCUCUACUCAGCCUCCUCAGGCAGCUGCCUCUGGCGGUACGACUCCUCACCCGAGUACCUCUCCUGCCUCCGCUGUGACCUUGACUCCCGCCACUUCUGCGCCAUUACCCUCAGAGGCUUCCUCCUGUCCAUCAGAGCUCUGGGUGACUCCGAGGAUGAGAUCUCAAUCACCGAAACACAGAUCAGAACUGACUCGGCGGAGCUAACCCGGCUCGAGCGGGACUCAUCCAAUUCAUCGACUUCCUCAUCAUCGUCUCCUGCUUCUGCAGUUUUCCCGACAUAUAUGGUCAGAUUAGCAUUCUCAACGCAAUGGAAGCAUAUAAUGUUCGUGACAUUCCCAAGGGAGUUGGUCGUUUUCGAUUUGCAGUACGAGACCGCCCUAUACUCGGCCGCACUGCCCCGUGGCUGUGGGAAGUUUCUUGAUGUGUUGCCUGACCCAAAUCAUGACUUGCUCUACUGUGCUCAUCUUGAUGGGAGGCUCAGUAUUUGGAAAAGGAAAGAAGGGGAGCAGGUGCACGUAAUGUGUACAAUGGAAGAGCUGAUGCCUUCUAUCGGCACAUAUGUUCCUUCUCCUUCAGUUCUUGCAGUUGUUCUCUGUGAGUCAGAUUCCACCCUCCAAAAUAUUGCCCAGCGAUAUUCGGAUGUACCUCCUUCACCUUACUCCGAUGUGGAUAUUGACAACCCCUUUGAUUUUGGUGACGAUUCCCUUCUCAUAUCAAAGACACGAUUGAUCUCCAUUUCUGAUGAUGGGAAAGUAUGGAACUGGCUUUUGACUUCUGAGGGUGCCUGGGAUGCCCAAAAUGAUAGGAAGAAUGAGGAACUUGACACAAUUGAAGCAGCAACUCCUGUGAACAAAAAUGAUAGUGUAGAAUCAUCCAUUGAUGGAGUUGAGCCUGAAUCUGUUGAGCAAUCAGAGAGUGUACAUAGCAGCAAAAUUCGUCUUUCAAACUCCUCUAUCGUCCAAUAUGAUAUCUCAUACAAGAUAAUCUUAGUCGGACAGCUUCAACUUCUUUCAUCAACAGUGACUAUGCUGGCUGUACCAUGUCCCUCUUUAACUGCCACAUUAGCCCGUGGGGGAAACAGUCCUGCUGUGGCUGUUCCGUUGGUCGCUCUGGGAACUCAAAGCGGGACCAUAGAUGUUGUCGAUGUUUCAGCGAAUGCUGUGGCCACAAGUUUUUCUGUUCAUAAUGGCGUCGUUAGGGGAUUGAGGUGGCUUGGCAAUUCCAGGCUUGUCUCGUUUUCUUAUACCCAGGUGAAUGAAAAAACUGGAGGCUACAUUAAUAGGCUUGUUGUCACAUGCCUUAGAAGUGGCGUUAAUAGAACUUUCCGGGUUCUCCAGAAGCCAGAGCGUGCUCCAAUAAGAGCAUUAAGAGCGUCUUCAUCUGGAAGGUAUCUUCUGAUUUUGUUCCGUGAUGCCCCUGUGGAGGUUUGGGCGAUGACAAAAACCCCCAUCAUGCUUAGAUCAUUAGCCCUUCCAUUCACGGUGUUGGAAUGGACUCUUCCAACUGUUCCAAGGCCUUCCCAAAGCCCUAGGCCGUCACCAUUAUCUUCCAUCGAUCGUGCCAGUGUAGCAACAGAUGGGACGUCUUCCCCAACGACACCAUCUUCUUCGGAUUCCAAGGCAGCAGGCCAUGAUGGAUCACAAGAUGAAACUUCAGAAAGCUUUGCAUUUGCACUAGUUAACGGGGCACUUGGAGUUUUUGAGGUUCAUGGCAGAAGAAUCCGGGACUUCAGACCUAAGUGGCCGUCCUCAUCAUUUGUUUCAUCUGAUGGGUUAAUCACAGCUAUGGCUUAUCGGUUGCCUCAUGUAGUUAUGGGAGACAGAUCAGGAAAUGUUAGGUGGUGGGAUGUAACUACGGGUCACUCAUCAUCUUUUAACACCCAUAGAGAGGGAAUAAGAAGAAUCAAAUUCUCACCAGUUGUUGAAGGAGAUCGUAGCCGAGGGCGAGUUGCUGUGCUAUUCUAUGACAAUACAUUUUCAGUAUAUGAUCUGGAUUCUUUGGACCCACUAGCCAAUUCCCUUCUACAACCUCAAUUUCCUGGAACACUUGUGCUGGAACUCGAUUGGUUAUCAGUUCGAAUGGACAAAAAUGACCCCCUGGUACUAUGCAUAGCUGGCGCUGAUAGUAGCUUUCGCCUCAUCGAGGUCAAUAUAAAUGACAAAAGAUCUGGCCCUCUACCCCAGACCAGAGCUGUUAAAGAGAGAUUUAGGCCGAUGCCCUUGUGUUCCCCAAUACUACUACCUUUGCCUCAUGCCCUGGCACUGAGGAUGAUCUUGCAAUUGGGUGUGAAACCCUCUUGGUUUAAUACUACUGGCACAACUAUAGAGAAAAGGCCUCACUAUAUUCCAGGAACUGCUUCAUCUGCUGGGGAUCUAAGAGGUUACAUGGUAGAGAUACCCCCACUUGGUGACUCUGUGGUCCCAGAAAUGCUCCUUAAAGUUUUAGAACCUUAUAGAAGAGAAGGGUGCAUACUUGAUGAGGAGAGGGCAAGACUUUAUGCUACUGUGGUGAACAAAGGUUGUGCCGUGAGGUUUGCAUUUGCGGCCUCUGUGUUUGGUGAAUCCCCAGAAGCACUUUUCUGGUUACAGUUGCCUCGUGCUCUUAACCACUUGAUGAGCAAAUUUGUGAAGAAGACUCCACAGAGGGAUACUGCAUCUGCCUCUGUUUCUGAGAUAGAUGAGACAGCUAUAUUAAGUCGGAUAACAUCAAAGGGCAAAUCAACAUCUGGAUCAACAAAUCGGGAUCCAUUGACUCAGGGCCAAAUGAGAUCUAUGGCUUUUGAGCAACAUGAGUUAUGGGAGAAUGCUAAUGAACGUGUACCAUGGCAUGAGAAGCUUGAGGGAGAGGAAGCUAUCCAGAACCGCGUGCACGAGCUCAUCUCGGUUGGAAACUUAGAAGCAGCUGUCAGCCUAUUGCUUACCACUCCUCCUGAGAGUUCCUACUUCUAUGUAAAUGCUCUACGUGCAGUUGCACUUUCUUCUGCAGUGUCACAAUCUCUUCAUGAGCUUGCAGUUAAGGUUGUAGCUGCGAACAUGGUCAGGACUGACAGGUCACUUUCAGGCACUCAUCUUCUUUGCGCUGUUGGAAGGUAUCAGGAAGCAUGUUCACAGUUGCAAGAUGCUGGAUGUUGGACUGAUGCUGCCACGUUAGCUGCUACGCAUUUAAAGGGAACCGACUAUUCGAGGGUGCUGCAAAGGUGGGCUGACCAUAUCCUUCAAGCCGAACAUAACAUCUGGAGGGCUCUGAUACUGUACGUAGCGGCUGGGGCUCUCCAGGAGGCACUAGCAGCGAUUCGUGCAGCCCAGCAGCCUGAUACAGCCGCCAUGUUCAUACUUGCUUGCCGUGAGAUCCAUGAGAUGUUCAUUUCAAAUAUGAGGAACUCAAGAGAUGAUGAAUCUUCAGCAGAGCGAGAACGAUUCAGCUUGCCUGGGCUGGACUUAGAGAAUGAGGACGUUGGUGCAGUCGGAGAAUAUUUCGGGCAGUACCAGAGGAAGCUAGUACAUCUGUGCAUGGAUUCACAGCCAAUUUUCGACUAAAAGAGCGGUAUCUGUCGACUUUGUAUCCAUGAUCCGUUAUUUUCACUGAUCAGAUCAUUCUACGUGCUGGGGAAAGUUGCUUGGGUGAUCUAGAAGUUCCUCCUGCGAAUUGACAGAUAUCAUGGAUCGAGUUCUGAGUGGGACGGAUUGUCACAGCAUUUAUCAUGUGCCCUGCAAUCUGGUGCCGUAAGCAUGCUGAGUGGUGGAAGUGCCAGAAUUUUUGGUACAAUAGCUCAUGGGUUGUGUGCUUAUUGUCUAUGCUUUUGCAAUUUUAUAGGGUUCAAGAUGAAAAUUUCGGGUAUUAUAUUAUAUACUUCUAUGAUGAGCCUUUGUUGUAAAAGUUCUGGUGAUUUGCCAAAUUUUGAGAAACCGAUUCUUUAUACAGGGGAAUAGAGACAUUGAAAGGUUGGAACUCAAAAACUUUGCUCUGGA